ACUGGAGAAGAAAAAGAAAAAGGGUUAAGAGAUUGGGAGACUGAGCCCACUUAAAUAAACCGACAAAUUCACCCUACCCAUCUUCACAAAAACCUGUGAAUUCACCAUCUUUUGCUAGAUUUUUGAGCUGUAAUUCCGGCGAGCUCAUGUUGGGGGUUUCGGGUUUGCUGGGGAAUUCAGGCGGUGGCGCCACCGACGGGAGUCAUGAGGAUGAGGUGGGUGUUGCUGGGGCAAUUGCAGGCGGGUUUGGGGAGGAAGACAAGGGGAAAGCUGAAGAGGGUGAGCGGAAUUCAGCCGGAAGCCGGUGGCCCCGUCAAGAAACGUUGGCGUUGUUGAAGAUACGGUCUGAAAUGGGCGUUGCUUUCCGUGAUUCCACUCUCAAAGGUCCACUGUGGGAAGAGGUUUCUAGGAAACUAGCAGAGCUUGGGUAUCAUCGAAGCGCCAAGAAAUGCAAGGAGAAGUUCGAGAACGUGUACAAGUACCACAAAAGAACCAAAGGCGGAAGAGCUUCUAAGCAUGAUGGCAAGACCUACCGAUUCUUUGAGCAAUUAGAAGCUCUCGACAACCACCCACUUCCACCGCUCUCGCCGCACAAAGUAAUGCAGACUCCUACUGCAACGGUGCCCCCGACGACAGCGACCAUGACAGCGACAACAAUGGCGACGGCAAACCCACCAGGCGUCGUCGUUCAACACAAUGUCCCAGCUUCUGUGCAGAAUCUCAGUGCUAAUACGGAAUUCGUCUCCACCUCCGCCACCACCUCUUCUUCGACAGACUCCGACGAAGAAUCCGAAGGGACGCGCAAGAAAAAGAUGAAAUUAAUGACUUUCUUCGAGAGGCUCAUGAAGGAAAUGAUCGAGAAGCAGGAGACGUUACAGAAGAGAUUCCUGGAGGCAAUAGAGAAGCGGGAGCGAGAGAGAAUGGAGAGGGAAGAAGCGUGGAAGGUGCAAGAGAUGGCAAGAAUGAACCGAGAGCUUGAAAUGCUAGUCCAAGAACGAUCGAUCGCGGCUGCAAAAGAUGCAGCAGUGAUUGCAUUCUUGCAGAAGAUCUCAGAACAGUCGAGCGCGGUGCAAUUGAUGGAGGUGCAGUUGCCGGAGAAACAAGCACCGCCGGAGAAAGCAGUGGACCCUCCACGAGCGGAAUCAACAGAUAACGUUAAUGCUAAUGCCGUCGUGACUUUUAGUCCGGUGAGCUCUUCCAGAUGGCCGAAAGCCGAAGUUCAAGCUCUGAUCAAUCUCCGAACUACUCUAGACCUCAAGUAUCAAGAGAAUGGGCCUAAAGGGCCUCUAUGGGAGGAGAUCUCGUCAGCCAUGAAAAAGCUUGGUUACAAUCGAAGCGCGAAGAGGUGCAAAGAGAAAUGGGAGAACAUUAAUAAGUACUUCAAGAAGGUAAAGGAGAGCAACAAGAAGAGGCCGGAGGACUCGAAGACAUGCCCGUACUUCCACCAGCUCGACGCACUAUACAGAGAGAAGACAAAGAAGGUUGAUAAUUCAUUCAUUAAUCCUAGUUAUGAGUUGAAGCCAGAAGACCUAAUGAGGCAGAUGAUGAGCCGGCCUGAACAAGUAAUGCCCCUCCGGCAAGAACCACCGCGGCCGGAUUCGGUCAUGGAUGAUAUUGGCAGCGAGAAUAUGGAUCAGAACCAAGACGAAGAUUGUGAUGAUGAUGAUGAUGAAGAAGAUGAAGAUGAAGCAAGUGCGUACGGGAUUGUCACUAACACCACCAACCCUUCUUCGAUGGCCAUGGUUGAGUGAGACGACAAUGUGAGAAUAACUUUUAUCAGAGUUCAUGUGGGUGUGUGUCACUGAGUCACUGAUGUUUAGAAAUGGGUCAGAUGAGGUGAUGGAAAAUAGGUAAGUGGGUCAGAUUCCGGUCCGUCGUCUGAAACGCGGAGGACAAACUUCAUUUUGAUACAUAAACAUAUUGAUUGGGAAUUGGGUGUUGGGUGUGUCUUACGAUGGGUAUCUUAAUAUUUUAAAUUUAUUUAUUAUUUUGCUGGUAGUGAGAGAGAGGGAGAGAGAGAGAACAGAAUAAAUAAAGGGCUAGUUUUUUUUUUUUUUUUUAAUAGAGGGGAGAGACAGAGAAAGGGUACAGAAUAAUGAAACAAAGCAAGUGUUAAAUUUGUGUUUCUCUUUGGCAACCAUAUGUGAAAAAUGUUCGAAAUGGCUGGUACCUAGCAGUGAGUGUUUGUUUUGGUGAAUAAAGACCAUCGCCAGUACACCAGUGAACAUAUAUACAAUUGAAAAAAUCCAAGUUUUCUGGUCUUCCCUAGUUGA
Messenger RNA from Nelumbo nucifera (sacred lotus), 2273 nucleotides. Its product is annotated as trihelix transcription factor DF1-like. Lineage: Eukaryota; Viridiplantae; Streptophyta; Magnoliopsida; Proteales; Nelumbonaceae. The record is from RefSeq and is a predicted model, not a curated record.